Molecule: messenger RNA, 2165 nt
Organism: Paecilomyces variotii
Lineage: Eukaryota; Fungi; Ascomycota; Eurotiomycetes; Eurotiales; Thermoascaceae
Exons: 4
Coding region: 104-1972 (622 amino acids)
Source: RefSeq, a predicted model, not a curated record
GAGAUAAUUGGGAUAUCUACAGUAUUAUAAAAAGGACGACAAAGGGCACCUAUUUGUUUUCUCCCGUUCAGAAAGCAAUUGCAAUUCAAUCAAUACUCACAAGAUGGCAACAACCAUGUCUCAUUUUCGGGAGCCUGAAUCCAUACAUCAUGAAGCGACCAUACCGCCGUCUAAAUAUACACGCUUCCACCUCCCGGGGUUUACACUUCCUGUGGAUUGGAAACCUCAUGGUUCAAGGACAGAAUAUGGAUACCUGGACCGUAAGAGACAUAUACACGGUCCGGAAGGAUAUGGGGAAGAAUUGUUCCCAACAGCGUUGGAUGAGAGUGAUCAUCACAGUGGUUAUGCAUCGUACAGACUGAUCACGCUUCGUGAAUUGACUAUGCUCCAAAUCAUGAACCAGAUUACGGAUAAGCCGAAUUGGGAUGAAAAGGUCUUUGACGAGGAUAUCGUCAGCCGCUGGAGAGAGGAAGUGCGCCGGGGGAGUGAUGUGACUGAUCGCAUGAUGGACUACGUGAUCGCAGAGCUGCGACAUAACGUCAAGAGCUUUCGAGAGACUGGUCUAGUGAGUGUCUACGAUGGUGGUGUGGUCAAAUCGGACUCUGCAGUGACAGAGUCUACCCGCCUCGCCCUGAAAGAAGCGGUUCGGCCUCUGGAGGAUGUCCCCGAGAAAGAUUAUCAUCCCGGAAGCGAGGAGAAGGUACUCGACCUAGUCCAUCCAUCCCUAUUCCCACUGGUAUAUGGUCGCAGCCGCAUCCUACGGGAUGAGGUGAUCGAUCUCGACAACUGUUUAUCACACACCGGAAGGGGUGAAGUGCUGCCAGUCCCUGAAUACCAUGAUCCUGCUCCUCGCAGCACACGCCCGUAUGGCAUGGCACAUACCACGAAACUAUAUAGUGACCGGUUUCAGUGGCUCCCUUGUGAUGUUCAACUCACCGGUGAAUCCGACUGCAAGAUCACGAGCUACAUUAACAAUUUGCAUCCUAUCAAGCAUAAAGCGCUAUAUCCCAUCAUUGAGGAUAUCAUCGCUCGCGCGAUUCCCUUGUGGAACCUGACUGUUACUCCCUUGGACCGCCGUCUUCGCUUCAAAGCAAGGCAUCGGCGCAUCAAGUACAAAAAGGCGCAGUAUGAAAAGUUGCCUGAGGAUGAGCGGCCACAGCAAAGAGAGGAUGAACCUGAUGAUGACUUCUGGGAACGAGAAUCACAAUGGGAAGCCAAUAACAGAGUUGUCAUUCUCCCGGAACCGGAGGAAUUUGUGCCUCACGAUUUCCCUAAAGUGGACAUUCGAGAGCUGGCAAAAGAGAGAGGAUUGCAGGUAAUCGUGAAACUAGCCAACGUCGAACUUACUCCCGAGAAACCAGAGUACGACGGAGGUUCAUGGCAUGUGGAAGGCCAGAUGAACGAGCAUAUCUGCGCCACCGCUCUGUACUACUAUGACAGCGAGAACAUCACGGAGAGCAGACUCGCCUUCCGUCAAGAGUCCUCUCACGACGCCCUCGACUUCAGUUAUCCGCAAGAUCAGCACGACUGGCUCGAGGCCGUCUUCGGCUGUGAACAGCAUGGACCUCAAGUGCAGGAGGUUGGGGAUGUCCUCUGCAGGCAGGGUCGUCUGCUCACGUUCCCUAAUACCCUUCAACACCGUGUCGCCCCCUUUAAAUUGGCGGACCCGACCAAACCAGGCCAUCGCAAGAUCCUCGCGCUCUUCCUCGUCGAUCCCCACAUCCGCAUCAUCUCUACAGCCAAUAUUCCCCCACAGCGUCGCGACUGGUGGGUGGAAGAGUUCCACGCGCAGGAUCCAUUGCAUCGCCUUCCACCGGAGCUGACGAUGAAUGUUAUGGAACAAAUUGACUUUCCCAUGCGCAUGGAGGAGGCGAAGGAGUUGCGGCUAGAGCUGAUGGAUGAGCGGAGAGUGUCUGCUGCCGAGCAGACGGAUAUGUUCCAUUCGAAUAGAUUUUCGCUGUGUGAGCAUUGAUAUGGAAUGUUGGAGAGGCGUAUACUCUGUUAGGUGGGGAUGCAUAUUUCAUGCUCGUUGUAAGUAUCAUAGUUAUAUAUGCAAUAUGUAUGUACUGUACAUUGGUAAUGCAUCAAGGCUCUUUAUCAUCUUUUUAUUCUAGAAUCCUUCAAGGAUCACCUACAAAAGUAAAAUUAGCUUUGAUACUGGGCUA